CAGGGAGGUAGUAAUAAAAAUAAUAAAAAGAGAGGCUUUAUGUUUUUGUUCUCAGAUAACUGUUUUUGUGUUGAAAAUUACUCUGAAUCCCAGCACCCCUGCUAGGCCUGAUGCCAGUAAAUCUCAGUAAAAUCACAGAACAUAAAAUGUCUAAUUUAUUAAACUUGGACGGUACUACAGAUUAUGACAUGUACGUAUUUUCCCCACCAUGUAUGGACAGCUUGCAGUAUCUGAACAGCACAAUUUUGGUUGUGGUCUACAUCAUAGUCUUCUGUCUCAGCUUGCUGGGGAACACCGUGGUGAUAGUUGUGGUAUUUAUCAUGAAAAUCCAGAGGGCGUCUACUGACAUUUACCUGAUGCACCUGGCCAUUGCUGACUUGCUCUUUUCAUUGACUCUCCCGUUCUGGGCGGCUAACCUUCACUCCAGCCAUUGGCCGUUCGGUACCGUUAUGUGCAAACUGGUAUCCGGUGUGCAGGAAACUACUUUUUACUGUUGUGUAUUCCUCCUGGCAUGCAUCAGUAUCGAUCGCUACCUUGCCAUCGUAAAAGCGACCCAAUUUCUCUCCCGACAGCGCCACCUAGUGGGCGCAGUGUGUGCAGUGGUGUGGCUGUGUGCCAUUCUGUUGUCCCUGCCCAUCGUGGUGCAUCGCGAAGCAUUUGUGCCUAAUUCCAUGACUAACGUCUACAUAUGUCAUGAGAAUCUGAGUGCAGACACCGUUGACGAUUGGAGGGUGGGCUUGCGGAUUCUUCGCCACAUCGUGGGAUUCUUCCUACCAUUGGCCGUUAUGAUCUUUGGUUACAGCUGUACUAUGUGCACACUCUGCCAUUCGCGCAACAGCCAAAAGCAGAAGGCGAUGCGUGUCAUAUUGAGCGUCGUUCUGGCUUUUGUGAUCUGCUGGCUGCCCAAUAACAUCACCGAGCUACUCGACACCUUGAUGCGAGGCAGUUGGAUGACGGAAACGUGCGAGCUGAGGGACAGUUUGGAUGUGGCGAUGUAUGUCACACAGGCUUUAGCCUUCACCCACUGUGCCAUAAACCCCGUUCUGUAUGCUUUCAUUGGCAAGAAAUUCCGCAACCAGCUCCUCAUGUCUCUCUUCAAGAAAGGCCUAUUGGGAAGAGAAACGCUGUCAAAAUACAGAGUGGGAUCUGUGUAUAGCUCUGCAAGCUCCAGGCAAAUGUCUGUGACGCUGUAACCAACAUUGACAUUCAUAGUGCAUCUUACUUUUAUAAGGGUAUAAAGAGCCUUUGCAUUCUGUUAUAUAACUCGACCCCCCCCCCCCACCCCCCAUAUAUCGGUCAUAAUGUACUUACCAUCAUGUGUUCUUAACCCAUAUGCUGUUACUUGCUGUAUCCUGUGGAUCAUGAAAGGAUAGCUUUUGAAGAAUAUUUACAAUGCUAAUUUUAAUACAUCAAAGGUUUAGAGUAAACAGUGGCUGUCCAGCUCAAACAAAAGGACAAUAAAAAACAUUAAAAGCCUUAUAAAAGUAGCUAAACCACUUCUUAAACUAUAUUCCAAAUGUUCUGAAUUCAUACAAUAGUUUUUUGCAAGGGACAGGCUAAAAUGUAUGCUGCUAUUUAAUAAAAAACUUUCUUCUGCAGCUCUCAAAUCUCAUUCUCUAUAUAUUAAUUGGCAUGUCUUUGUUCUGUUAUGAACAUGCGCUCUCUUGGGCUUGUUGAAAACCAACCGUGACUCUACAUGCAUGAAGUCCUGCCAGAAGAGUAUUGCAGUAGUCCAGUCUAGAUAUGACAAGAGCCUGGACAAGAAGUUGAGUAGCAUGCUCAGAUAGGAAAGGUCUGAUCUUCCUGCAUGACUGAUACUAAUAUAUCAAGGAAUAGAAGCAGAAAAUGAUCAUUGAAUAACAUUUAAAUUUCAGUCUGUUUGGAACACAAAGCUAUUGUGAAAGCUGCAUUGGAAUUUAAUGCAUGAAUUGUAUUGUCUAGUGUACAUCAUCCUACAUAUUACACAGCUACUUAGGAAGUAAAUAAACAAAUUGUCAUUGUGUUAUUGUGUGAGAGGAAAGACAUUGCGGCACCACAUGAAACAGCUGAAUUCUUGACUGCUCAGUAUCCCACUUAUUACAAUACUACUUGGCAAAUAUAUAUAAAUGGACAUGAUCAUUAAUUUAAGAUACAAUUAUUUCAUUAACUUCCUUGUAGAGAUCCCAGAGUAAUCUGAAAAGAUGACCUGGAAAGAUGACUUGCACUACCGGGACACUCGGUUUAUUAGGAAUUGUCCUCUCAUUUUAUAUGAUCAAAAUUACUAAUAUUUCAUGUGCUGAAGCAAUUCACCAAUGAUGAUCAAUAACUUUAGACUCAGACUGACUCAUUAAGCAAUGCGUCAUACACUGGUGCCUGAUUGACGGCUAUGAAUAACCAUGUUCUGCAUUAUUUUGUAACAGCAUGAUAUGCAUGUGCUCUCAACAUUUAACCAUAUUAUAACUCCAUAGAGCUCUACGGUCUAUUAAGAUGGACUGUGGUCCAUUAAGCUGUUAGUUUUCAUUUAUCUUCACAAUAUAUGUUUAUUAUAAUUAUGUGUCUUUUGAUUUUACUUCAAUCUGCACACCUCCCCUGACACGCACUGGUAAAGAUUCUUCAAAAUGCCUCCUUUGGUGUUCCACAAUAGAAUAGCAGCUUACAGGUUUAGAAUGACAUGAGUAUGAGGAAAUAAUGACACAUUAUUAUUUAUUUGAGUGAAAUAUUCCAUCAAGACAAUUGCUUUAUGCUUUCUAUGUAAAAUACUGUAAAGCAAAUAGUCCACAAGUAAAAUCAUUCUCUGUUACAGGGUAUUACAGCAAAACGUAUGUGUUUAUCAGCUUUUGUAUCUUGUGUUUGAAGUAUUUUUAACUGUCUGUGAAUUUUUUUAUGAUAACAAUAGUUUAAUGAUUUGUUUUUGGUUUGUGUGACUCAGACUGCACACUUUGAAAGCUGUAGGCUUGUUUGUCAAAAUUAUCUAUGCAAAUCAACCUGUCAUUUUCCAGUGGUUUCAGGUUAUCUCAGCAUGAUUUAAUAACACAUGUAGAUUACUUCAUUUUUGUGCACUUUUCAUCCAUAUUUUGUUUUACCAAUGUACAUGUAUAGAGGUUUUUUGUCAGUUGCAUACAUUUGCUUCCUCCAAAAUAAUAUCAAAAGCAAAUUGUAAUUUUUUCACUCUGCUUUGCAUGUGUAAAUA
Molecule: messenger RNA, 3169 nt
Organism: Xyrauchen texanus (razorback sucker)
Lineage: Eukaryota; Metazoa; Chordata; Actinopteri; Cypriniformes; Catostomidae
Product: C-X-C chemokine receptor type 1-like
Exons: 2
Coding region: 111-1193 (360 amino acids)
Biological process (GO): immune response; neutrophil chemotaxis; G protein-coupled receptor signaling pathway
Cellular component (GO): membrane
Molecular function (GO): C-X-C chemokine receptor activity
Source: RefSeq, a predicted model, not a curated record